Messenger RNA from Trifolium pratense (red clover), 871 nucleotides. RefSeq names its product conserved oligomeric Golgi complex subunit 8-like. The record is from RefSeq and is a predicted model, not a curated record. NCBI's taxonomy places the organism in Eukaryota, Viridiplantae, Streptophyta, Magnoliopsida, Fabales, Fabaceae. The coding region runs from base 273 to 575 and encodes 100 amino acids. Gene Ontology annotation, cellular component: COG complex. The transcript has 2 exons. Gene Ontology annotation, biological process: intra-Golgi vesicle-mediated transport.
AAUCUAUUCGGUCAUUUUUCCCAAUAACAUCAUAGCAUCACCGCCGUUACUGCUCACUGCUCCUCCAUCUUCUCAUUUAGUCUUUCUCUGGUUCUUUUCAUUGUUAAUCUAACAAACAACCCAACCUUGCUCCGCCAUUUUCAUUCUCAACCUCAUCAUCUACUCAAAUCUAUUAAAAAAGGUUUCCAGCCAAAAAAGAAUCACCACCUGAGAACAAACAAACCUCUUUCCGUUUAACCCGAUCCAGAUCUAUCUACACCAACAACAUAAUAAUGGAGUGGGAAGGUGCAGUUUCAGGAUCAUCGGAUAUGGAGGAGAUUCCCAUUCCUCUUCCUUUAGCUUCUGAAUCUGAACAACCUUAUGUCUCUGAACUUCUCUCCUUCACUCUCGAUCGUCUUCACAAGGAACCUGAACUUCUUCGCGUCGAUGCCGAACGGAUCCGUCGCCAAAUGCAAGAGGUUGCAGUUGGUAAUUAUCGUUCCUUCAUUGCCGCUGCUGAUGCUUUGUUUGCUAUUCGCCAUGAAGUUUCUUCUAUUGAUAAUCAUCUUGAAUCUAUGCGAAGAGUGUCAAUAUGAAGAAGAAUGCCUCUCCCUAAAGAAAUGCAGAAUGUAGAGACUAGAGAAUACUAUUUGCUAAUUUAUGUUUGUUCUGCUACAAGUAUAUAAUGAGAUUAAAUUAAACAAACCUACACAGUUGAUUAAACUGUGUAGGUUAAGGAUGGAAGGCUAUGUUAUGUACAUCCGAAUGAAAUCUUCUACAUGUCGUCUUUAUUGUCAAUGCAUAUGCAUAUAGUUAUUAUUCCAUAGUGCUAGAACAAUAUAGCAGAUAAUGUAUACAUGGAGUUUGAAGGAUUAAUGUGUUUCAUACCAAA